Messenger RNA from Chironomus riparius, 2973 nucleotides. The record is from the annotation of a GenBank genome assembly. NCBI's taxonomy places the organism in Eukaryota, Metazoa, Arthropoda, Insecta, Diptera, Chironomidae.
GCGCGAUUGUUUCAUGGUCAAGUUUGAGUUCUGAUCGAAAUAAAGCUAAAGUGGAAGUGAAUUAAAAUAAAGUUUUUACGGAGUAGAGAAGUAAAGUUAGUUGCAUGUGCCGUUCUAUAUUAGAAAAUGCAACUAUUUCCAUAAGAAGUUAAUCAAUUGUGAAUUGUGAAGGAAAGGAAUAAAAGUAAACGAAAGAAAAGUUGCUAAAUAGAAAAUAAUCGAAGAUCGAAUCAAAAUAGAGAAAAGAAGCCCGAAGAGAAACAUACAGCACAGUGUAGAUUUGGAUCUAACAAAACUUAAAACAAAUUAAGCAUCAUAAAAAAUGUGUCCAAAAAUAAGGCUGAUUACAAUUUUAGGAAUAAUUUUGCUUAUUAAUUCGUUAACUACCUCAGUACACGCAAGACGAAAAUCACGACAAGAGGCAAUCGACAGUCCGAUUGAAAAUGCUGCAGAUGCGCCAUUGGAAGAUAAUCUUGCAACAGCUUCUGGUUCUGAUUUAACUCAGAGCGAGGAAAUUGUGGAAGUACCGAACGAAGCACGCAAAACGGAAGCCUCAGUUGUUGAUGAGUCAACGAGCUCAUCAAACAUUGAAUGCAGUCCAGAUAACAUCAGUUUUGAACUUGUGACUGGUUAUAUGUUCUCAGCAUCAAAUGAAUUGCUUGAUUCCGUACCCGGUACUUUAAUGCUCAACGACUGCUUAGAACAAUGUCAAGCAAAUGAUUCGUGUAGUGCGGUUAAUUAUGAAACUGGAUUAUGUGUGCUAUUCUCAUCAAAUGCCGAUAAAUUACCUGGUGCAUUAACAAAGUCACAGUUUCCGGUAUUUACAAUUUAUGCUCAAAAGACGAAAUGCUUAAAGCAGAAGCCAUGUGAUCGUCCAUGGUGCAUUGAUAGGGUUCAAGGUUAUGCAUUAAGAAAUCACGUCAAACGAUCAUCUACAGCAUUGUCACGUCAAGAUUGCUACGAAAUGUGCUUCAGAGAGACUGAAUUUUACUGUCGAUCGGCAAAUUGGUACCCAAAAACGAAUGUUUGUGAGCUUUCGGAAAUGGAUCGUAUAACAUUAAGUGGAUUGUCAUCUGCAUUUAAGGCACAAGAAGAUGCAGAAUAUCUUGAAAGUAACUGUAUUGAAGAGCCGACAAAAUUAUGCGAAUUUAAGCAUUUGAGUGGAAAGAUCUUGAAGACUGUUGAUGCUGUGUACCAAGAUGUCAAUACAAUUGAAGAAUGCCGCGAACUGUGUCUCAAUUCGCCAUUCAAAUGUCGAUCAUAUGAUUUUAAUGACACUGGUGAAAUGGUUUGUCGAUUAAGUCAUCACAAUCGCGUGACACUUGCUGAUAUUCAAGAUCCAUAUUUGGAGGUGCCUGAAGCAACAACACAUGAGCUAGCUGGAUGUUAUAAUGUAUCAAUUGAAUGUCAUGCUUCCGAUAUGGUAGCCAAAAUUCGUACAUCAAAAUUAUUCGAUGGCAAGGUAUACGCUAAAGGCUCACCAAAUUCAUGUUCUGUCGACGUCAAAAACUCAUUGGAAUUUGAAUUGAGAAUGGGCUAUCAAGAUCUUGAAUGUAAUGUUCGUCAGAAUGGAAAUGGACGGUACUUGAAUGAUGUCGUUAUUCAGCAUCAUGAUAUGAUUGUUACUUCAUCGGAUUUGGGCUUAGCAUUAACAUGUCAGUACGAUUUAACCAAUAAGACUGUAUCGAAUCAAGCUGAUUUGGACAUUAAUGGUGAAAUUGAGCCUGCCUUAUCUGAAGAAGUCAUUGUUGAAUCACCAAAUGUCAUAAUGAAAAUUACAACACGUGAUGGAAGUGAUUUGAGAGCUAUUGCUGAAGUUGGAGAUCCGUUGGCACUUAAAUUUGAAAUUAUGGAUAAGGAUAGUCCAUUUGAGAUAUUCGUGAGAGAAUUAGUUGCUAUGGAUGGUGUAGAUAGUGGAGAAAUUGUCUUGAUUGACUCACGCGGAUGUCCAACUGAUCAAUUCAUUUUAGGGCCAGUCUUGAAGAUGCCACAAAGUCAAAAGAUUCUCAUCUCACAUUUCGAUGCAUUCAAAUUCCCCUCAUCACCAACUGUACAAUUUAGAGCACUCGUGACGCCGUGUAUGCCAAGUUGCGAACCCAUUCAAUGUGAUGAUGAAAUGAAUGGUGGCGGUGAAUUGAGAUCAAUCCUAUCAUAUGGCAGAAAACGAAGAUCUGUUAACAGUACAAACGAAUUAAACUUAAGACGAAAUAGACGUAAAGUCGAUGAAAAGACAAAUAUGCAUGAAGACUUGCUUUUGGUACAAACAAUUCAGAUUAAUGAUAAAUUUGGAUUUGCCAACAAGCAAACACAAACGAAGCCAACAUUGGCAACGACUGAUAGUAAUAAUAGCGAAACUGUAUUCUAUGUACCAUCAUCUGAGCAGGCAUUCUGUGUCAACGGCAUAGGUCUUAUUGUAACUGGAACAGUCUUCUUAUUAGCACAGCUUGUAGUUAUUGCUCUAUGGAUGCAUCAAAGAGAUACAUCCAAAUUAAGGCCAUCGAUGUCAAGCACUACUAGCUCAAUAUAUGAUAGAAAUUAUGCAGCUUUCCGAUAAAUCGAAUAUGAUUGAUACGUAGACGAUCAUCAUCAAUAUCUAUAUAGUUUUAUAAGGAACGCUGAUCAUCAAUCUCGUGCAAGUUGAUUAGAUUAAUUAUUUAUUAAUUUAUGCUGCCUAUUUUGUUUAACUCUCAACAAUUCUUUUCGCCAUUGAAAAUUAUUGGACUUCUCAGCGCGCAUUUUUUUAUAGUUAUAUUAAUAGCCAUAAAACUUUAUAUUGUAUACUUUACUUAAUCCCCAAAUUUAGUUGCAUGUCAUCGCACUUUGCUGAUUGUGAGGUGAUGUCAUCAUAAAAAUAAAUAAAUGAGAAUAGCUUUAUUUGGGGAUUGAGCGUUUAAGUCUUUAAUAAAAUAAUUUAAGAAAAUAAAAAUCUUUCGAUAUAAAAAAAAUUGAAAUAAAUGAGAAACUUUUCUUUAA